Molecule: messenger RNA, 1362 nt
Organism: Pyricularia pennisetigena
Lineage: Eukaryota; Fungi; Ascomycota; Sordariomycetes; Magnaporthales; Pyriculariaceae
Exons: 1
Coding region: 1-1362 (453 amino acids)
Biological process (GO): protein import into peroxisome matrix; protein monoubiquitination
Cellular component (GO): peroxisomal importomer complex; peroxisomal membrane
Molecular function (GO): ubiquitin-protein transferase activity; protein binding; zinc ion binding
Source: RefSeq, a predicted model, not a curated record
AUGGAGUAUGUCAGCGCCCUUCGCGGCAACCCUUUCGAUGAGGGGAAGCCGUCACUGUUCGAACUGCUCUCGGAGCAACAGCUCGCCGGCUUGCUGCCACCGACAAUCCGCUACCUCUUGACCGUCGCGACCCAGCGUUAUCCGCGCUACCUGUUGCGCGCUCUCAACUCCUUCGAUGAGCUGUAUGCCCUCGCCGCCCUCAUAGUCGAGCGAUACUACCUUCGCACCCGCGGAGGCUCCUUCACCGAGCACUUUUACGGCUUAAAGCGCGAGCGCGCCUCGACCGUCUCCACCGCCGAUCUCCCCCGUGCCUCUUCGGCCGCCCCGACCAUCGUCCGCGAGACCUUGCGCCUCAGGACCUCGGACAUAUGGAAGAACCUCGCCGUCCUGGUUCUGUUCCCCUACGUCAAGCGGCGACUGGACGAGGCUCACGAGAUUGACGCCCCCCGUGCUACGCUCCUGGGCUCCGCCUACAAUCAGCCACCGCUGCCCGGCGCACCGCUGCGCGAGAAGCUCGAGUUCUACUACAGGUGGUUCCUCCGCCGCAUCUACCCGAGCCUAAACGCCGGCUACCACUUUGCCACGCUGGCCUUCAGCCUGGCCUACCUGUUUGACAACAGCCGCUUCCACAGCCCGCUGUUAUGGCUGGUGGGCACGCGCAUCCGCCGCAUGAGCGCGGCCGACUACCAGGCCAUUGAGGCCCUGGAGAAAGGAGAGAUAGGGCCGGAAGCGGGCCACCCACCAGGUCCGAGGUCACUGCUCUCGCCGGCCGGAUUGGCAUCUAAAGUCCUCUCGGGCCUCUCCCUGGCCCUGCCAACCAGCAUCAUAUUGCUCAAGUUCCUCGAGUGGUGGUAUGCAUCUGACUUUGCCAAACAGCUUUCUCGCCGGGCGGCAGAGGGCAUCGAGCUGCCGCCGCCCAUCGUCGCGGGACUCGGAGUGCCGGGGCGGCAGAGUUCGAAGGGGGCGACAGGCGCAACGGGGUCCUCGAUUCCUGGUGCUUCGGCGCGAGCGGACGAGAAGAAGACGGAGGGAGACUCGGAAGAAGACACCCAGGAGCCGCGGGCAGAGGAUGCACCCAUCGCGGCGACGUCGCUACUGCCCAUCCUGACGGUGCCACCGCCGGCCGAUAUGGACCUGUGUCCAAUCUGCGGCGACGACAUCACAACCGCAACGGCCUGCCAGACGGGAAUAGUGUACUGCUACGUCUGCAUACACAAGUGGGUCGCAGGCGAGCACCCAAAGCAAGAAGCCUUCAUGGCGAUCGGCAGGGCUGGAAGGUGGGAGAGCGGCGCAGGUAGAUGUGCCGUGACGGGCAGGCGAGUCCUCGGGGGCACCGAGGGGCUGCGCAGGAUAAUGGUGUAA